AAGUGGCUGGGGAGCUGGGGGGCCCCCGAGGGGGCGGUACCCGUUCCUCCUCCUAGCCGGAUGUUUGCCGAGCUUUGACAGGCGUGGCAGAGGGAGCCUUGCCGGAGCGCGGGAACAGCCUUAGCCAUGGAUCCCCUCUCGGAACUGCAAGAUGAUCUGAACUUGGAUGAUACCAGCCAAUCUCUGAACCAGCUGAAGCUCGCCUCCAUUGAUGAGAAGAACUGGCCUUCUGAUGAAAUGCCAGACUUUCCCAAGUCAGAUGACUCUAAAAGCAGCUCUCCAGAACCUGUCACACACCUGAAGUGGGAUGACCCUUACUAUGACAUCGCCCGCCACCAGAUUGUGGAAGUAGCAGGUGAUGAUAAAUAUGGGCGGAAGAUCAUUGUCUUUAGUGCUUGUCGAAUGCCCCCUAGCCAUCAGCUGGACCACAGCAAGCUCUUGGGGUACUUGAAACACACCCUGGACCAGUAUGUGGAGAGUGACUACACACUGCUCUACCUGCACCACGGCCUGACCAGUGACAACAAACCCUCCCUCAGCUGGCUGCGGGAUGCCUACCGGGAGUUUGACCGCAAGUACAAGAAAAACAUCAAGGCCUUGUACAUUGUGCACCCAACCAUGUUCAUCAAAACCCUGCUUAUCCUCUUCAAGCCUCUCAUCAGUUUCAAGUUUGGACGGAAGAUCUUCUAUGUGAAUUACCUGAGUGAGCUGAAUGAGCAUGUGAAGCUGGAGCAGCUGGGGAUUCCUCGCCAAGUGCUCAAGUAUGAUGACUUCCUCAAAUCCACACACAAGAGCCCUGCGACAGCUCCCAAGCCCAUGCCACCACGCCCUCCGCUGCCAAAUCAGCAGUUUGGGGUGUCAUUGCAGCACCUCCAGGAGAAGAACCCGGACCAGGAGCCCAUUCCUAUUGUGCUCAGGGAGACGGUUGCCUACUUGCAGGCUCAUGCUCUCACAACCGAGGGCAUCUUCCGGAGGUCGGCCAACACCCAGGUUGUACGGGAAGUGCAGCAGAAAUACAACAUGGGGCUGCCCGUGGACUUUGACCAGUACAAUGAGCUGCACCUGCCAGCAGUCAUCCUCAAGACCUUCCUUCGGGAGCUUCCUGAGCCCUUGCUAACCUUUGACCUCUACCCCCACGUUGUGGGCUUCCUCAAUACUGACGAAAGCCAGAGAGUGGAGACGACCCAGCAGGUUCUCCAGACUCUGCCAGAGGAGAACUAUCAGGUGCUUCGCUUCCUGACGGCCUUCCUGGUGCAGAUAUCUGCCCACUCUGACCAGAACAAGAUGACCAACACUAACCUGGCUGUAGUCUUUGGCCCUAACCUCCUGUGGGCCAAGGAUGCUGCCAUCACUCUCAAGGCCAUUAAUCCCAUCAACACCUUCACUAAGUUCCUCCUGGAUCAUCAAGGGGAGUUGUUCCCCAACAACACAGAUGCCCAGGGUGUCUGAGCUCAGCCCCCACCUCCAGCCCCUUCUCUGGCAGCCCCAGUUGGACUUGGCCUCCUGGUAGUAACCUUAUUGGAGUCCGGGGCUCCUGCCUAGGAAGGGGCCUGAAGGCCCAGGAGAUGGAAGUUGGAGCCCACUAACUGGG
Molecule: messenger RNA, 1591 nt
Organism: Peromyscus eremicus (cactus mouse)
Lineage: Eukaryota; Metazoa; Chordata; Mammalia; Rodentia; Cricetidae
Gene: Arhgap1
Product: Rho GTPase activating protein 1
Exons: 13
Coding region: 127-1449 (440 amino acids)
Biological process (GO): negative regulation of endocytic recycling; small GTPase-mediated signal transduction
Cellular component (GO): cytoplasm
Molecular function (GO): GTPase activator activity
Source: RefSeq, a predicted model, not a curated record